AUGAAUAGCAACCAAGGCAUACCCAUCAGAGUCCAAGAUUCAGUCGACACGUCCAACACCAGCGAGACUCUGACCUACCCAGAACCACCAACAUCAAAUCACAACAGCCUGCCAUCAUUUCUUGAGUAUGCCAAAAAGUCGGGGUUGAACCCAAAGUCAACAGUCUAUGUUGGUACUCACUACGAGUAUCUUGUGGCAGAAAGCCUCGCCAGCUUUGGGUUUUCAUUAUUCCGCGUUGGCGGAGCCUCGGAUUAUGGCAUCGACUUGCUAGGGACAUGGGCUGUCCCCUCUGCUCCGAACCCCAUCAAAGUGAUUGUUCAGUGCAAGGCAAUGGCCUCAAAACUCGGUCCGAGCCAUGUCAGAGAGCUCGAGGGUGCCUUCGUGGGCGCGCCCGCUGGCUGGAGGGGCUCUGGCGUAUUAGGACUGUUGGUAGGCCAGCACCCGGCAACAAAAGGUGUGCGGGACUCUCUGGGGCGCAGUAGAUGGCCCAUGGGCUACAUAUCGUACUCCGUGGCAGACGGGCAAGUCAGCCAGAUCCAAUGGAACCGACAUGCUGUCAAUCACGGCCUUGAUGGUAUGGGUGUCGCUGUCAAGUAUACAGAGGAAGGCUUGCCUAGGUUAACUUUGACAAUGAAUGGGAUGUCUUUGCCGCCUAAGCAGUCUUCCAGGACAGAGUCCAAAUGA
Pyricularia grisea is the source of this 684-nucleotide messenger RNA. RefSeq lists its product as uncharacterized. Gene Ontology annotation, molecular function: nucleic acid binding. Gene Ontology annotation, cellular component: mitochondrion. Bases 1 to 684 code for a protein of 227 amino acids. The record is from RefSeq and is a predicted model, not a curated record. The transcript has a single exon. Lineage: Eukaryota; Fungi; Ascomycota; Sordariomycetes; Magnaporthales; Pyriculariaceae.